UUGUAGUUCAGUUGUCAUUAACAAUUUAUCGGUGCACAUCGUGCAAUGCGAAACCUACUUCUAUUCGCUACCGUGUUCGUCGGGACCGUCAUUUCAGAGUUCCAGAAUCCCUACCCUCCAGUAGCGGCGCUAUUUGGACCUCGGAACAAAUUCAUCUGCAAUGCCGUAGUUUUGGGAAAAGGUCAAGUCCUCACGUCAGCCGAUUGUCUUUACCUGAAGAAAAACGAAACUUACUCUCUGGGAAUGCCCGGUGAAUUCCACGUGGCUUUGGAAACUCAUACAAUCGAACAGCUGCACAAUGGGAAAGCUUUCAUCAGAAAAGGUUCCAGGUGGAAGUAUCUGGAGAAGUUGAGUCAAAAGUUUGGAGUCAAGUACGACAAUAAGUUCGGGAAUGGCAUAUUUUCGGACAAACUUAAACCUAGUGAGGUGAGUUACUUGACCAAGGCAUUGCGAUCUGGUGGAAUGGAUUCUAAGAUUAAGAGAAAAUACGUUCCGGUGCUGAGCUUCAGGAUUCAUCCCAUGUUCGAGGAAGUGUUUGACCAUGACUUGGCAGUGUUGAGUAUUCCGGAAAGUUAUCCUGCGGAAAACGCUUCUGUUGCUGAGGUGUAUCAAGCUUCGAUCGUGAGAGCGUAUAAUCGGUCGGUUCAUGUGUACGGGUUUGGAGUUCUGAGUCAUGGCGCAAACGAAACAAAUCGACCGGUGUAUUUCAAAGUUCGAACGGUGGAGAUGUACGUGACGCCUCCGAGUAGUUGCGAGGAGGAGUUUGGGGAUUUCUUCAAGUCAGAUCAGCAUCUAUGCUUGAAGCCGAAAGCGAACGAGACUCUGUGUUUGGGAUUCACUGGUGCCCCAAUCGUUCUUGAUGGGAAGCUGAUUGGAAUGGUUGAGUUCGGUCACUAUAGCUGUAGUUUGGAAUUACCAGUCGUUGGAAUCCGCUUGGACACUUUCCGGAAUUUCUUGGGCUUACCUGCUCCAACUAUUAUGGAUUCUUUCCAAAAGUUUUUACAAAUUCUCAUGGGUUCUAAACCGUGAAAAUCAUUCCCGAAUAAGUCUAUAUGUCAUACCCUAAUUUUACAGCGACAAAUAUUUGAUUUACCCUCGCCAUUUCACAGCAUACCAUCAGCCACUUGAAUGGAAGAUUGAUUACGGUUCGCAUCCCAAAUAAUGAAAAAAAAAAAAACAGCAGCAAGUAUUCCCAGUCAACGCCAGACAAGGUCAUCAAAUUGAAUUUUUCCGAUCCCUUUGGAAUGUGCCUUCGAUCUCAGGCAGCAUCCAGCAGCGUGUCGCAACGAACCGAUUGAGUUAUUUCAUCCGGAUAAAACUUCCCAAAAACUCAACAGCAAGCGGAUGCGUUCCCUUUCCUUGUGAAAGUUUUCCUCGUAGAGGGACGAGGGGCGAAAGUGGGUUUUUUGGUAUUCUGAACACAAACGGAAAUGAAACUUGAAAUGGAUUGGUGCUUCAGGAAACUUAGUUGACAUUUGCAAUAAUCUCUACGAACGCUCACCACCCAGUUUCGUUGUGUAACUUAUAUAAAAAUUUGGGAAAAAAAUAAUGGAAAUGCAUUUUAAUCAAUACAAUGAAGUCCACGCAGACUUGUACCAACAAAAACAAAA
Molecule: messenger RNA, 1610 nt
Organism: Aedes albopictus (Asian tiger mosquito)
Lineage: Eukaryota; Metazoa; Arthropoda; Insecta; Diptera; Culicidae
Exons: 2
Coding region: 46-1029 (327 amino acids)
Biological process (GO): proteolysis
Molecular function (GO): serine-type endopeptidase activity
Source: RefSeq, a predicted model, not a curated record